CCUGGCUCCAUUUUACACAAAGCUCCUACUUGAUAUUAAGAUGGCGUCUAGCGCUUUGAUUAAAGUGAAAAUCCAGCGAAACCUCCCCAAGAAAGAGGAGGCUUCCCCCGGAGGUACAACCGGGAGCAACGGCACGGUUGAAGACAACAAGGAAACGCAAGCGUCAGGUGACUCCGGGCAGACUCAACAAAAUGAUAAGCGCAAGGACAAAGUUGCUAAGAAAACUAACAGAUUUGAGCCUUAUAACCCACAAAAGCGUUUCCGAGCUUUCAUCUCUAAUAUUCCAUUUGAUGUUAAGUGGCAGGCUCUUAAAGACCUUGUUAAGGAAAAAGUUGGUGAGGUAACAUACGUGGAGCUCUUAAUGGACGAUGAAGGAAAGUCAAGGGGGUGCGCUGCUGUUGAGUUUAAGCUGGAGGAGAGUAUGAAGAAAGCUGUGCAAGUUCUCAACAAGCAUGUUAUGAAUGGGAGACCCUUGAAAAUUAGAGAGGAUCCACAUGGGGAACGUUCAAGAAGAGCAGCACAAGGUGUCUUUGGUCCAGGUCCCAUGGGUAUGGGGGGUCCGGGUCCCAUGGGUAUGGGGGGACCGGGUCCCAUGGGUAUGGGUGGACCGGGUCCCAUGGGAAUGCCUGCUCCCAUGGGAAUGGGUGGACCUGGCCCUAUGGGCAUGGGGCCUGGACCAUCUAGAGCCAACAUGAACAUACCACCCAGUAUCCUUAAUAACCCAAACAUUCCUGGAGAUGUUAUCCAUGCCUUACAGUCAGGAAGACUUGGCAGCACGGUGUUUGUAGCCAAUCUUGAUUACAGUGUUGGGUGGAAGAAACUCAAGGAGGUAUUUGGCAUAGCUGGUACUGUUGUGCGUGCAGAUGUAUUGGAAGACAAGGAUGGAAAGAGCAGAGGAAUUGGCACAGUCACCUAUGAGCAGCCAAUUGAGGCUGUGCAAGCUAUUUCAAUGUUUAAUGCCCAGCUGCUGUUUGACAGGCCUAUGAUGGUGAAAAUGGAUGAUAAAGCUAUGCCUAAAGGAGACCACUUCUCUGCUGAUCGCCCUCCUCAACUUCCACAUGGUCUUGGAGGCAUUGGAAUGGGGCUAGGACCAGGAGGCCAGCCAAUAGAUGCCAACCAUUUGAGAAGUUCAAACAUAGGAGGUCCUGGAGGAAUGGAUUCCAUGGGGUAUGGGAUGAACAAAAUGGGUAUUGAUGGGCCACCUAUUGGCGGAAAUGGCAAUCUAGGGAGCCUGAGUAGAUAUGGAUCUGGGAUGGGCCUUGGAAGGAUGAGUACUGAUAUCGACCGUGGUUUAGCAGCUGGUUUUGACAGGGGUGAACUGGGUUCCCUGUCUAGAGGCUACAAUGAUCCACUUGAAAGAGGAUUGAGCUCUGGAGCCAGCAACCUUGGUGCCAAUAUUGACCGAAUGAGCUCUGCCAUUGGGAGAGGUGUUGACAGAGUGGGAUCAGACAUUGAUCGAAUGGGACUGGUCAUGGAUAGGAUGGGCCCUAGUGCAGACAGGAUUGGGUCUGGAAUGGGUUCAGGAAUGGGCUCUUUGGGAAUGGACAUCUCCUCCAGCAUUGAUAGGAUUGUAGCUUCCAGUUUAGACAGGAUGAGCACAGGUAUGGGCUAUGGAGUAGACCGAAUGGGCUCUGGUAUGGACAGGGUUAGCUCAGGCAUAGAUAGAAUGGGAUCCAAUUUGGAUCGCAUUGGCUCUGGUAUGGACAGGGUUGGAAUAGACCGAAUGGGUUCCUCAUCAAUGGACAGAAUGGGAUCAGGGUUAGAUCGUAUGGGCCCAAUUAUGGAUAGAUUGCCACCAGUAGACCGUUUAAGUGCCAGCUCACUGGGCAGAGUUGGCUUAGACCGUAUUGGGUCCAGCUCUUUGGACAGAAUGGGCACUGGGUUAGGAAUGAGUACCAGCAUGGGGCUGGGAAUGGGCUCAAGCUUUGAUAGACCAAUGGAUGUUGACCAAAGCAAGUUUGGGAAUAACUUUGGCAGCUCAUUCGGAGGCGCAGGAGGUAAUCGUCCAGCUGCAGCACCCCGCAAAGGAUGUCAAAUCUUUGUGAGAAAUUUGUCUUUUGAUUGCACAUGGAAAAUGUUGAAGGACAAAUUUAAUGACUGUGGUCAUGUGGUGUAUGCAGAUAUAAAGAUGGAAAAUGGAAAAUCAAAGGGCUGUGGUGUAGUAAAGUUUGAAAGCCCAGAAGUAGCUGAGAGGGCGUGCCGCAUGAUGAAUGGAACUAAACUUGGAGGAAGAGAAAUUGAUGUCAGGAUGGAUAGAAAUGCUUAGUAUGGCCUUAAAAUCGUUAAUUUUAUUAAAUGUGAGGUAUAACUGUUGGCCUCAGUCAGUUUUUUUUACUACAUUUUAUUGUGACAAGUGUGCACAUUCAUAGUUGUGACAUUUUGUGGAUAUCUUUUUGGAAACAAUACAAGCUACAAAACAAUUUUUGGAUGAUGUUGCUUUGGAAGUAUGCCUGUGUAUUUCUGCAAUAAACUUCUAGGUGUUUUUUUUAAAA
This is a messenger RNA of Spea bombifrons (plains spadefoot toad), 2492 nucleotides long. It is a transcript of the gene HNRNPM, whose product is annotated as heterogeneous nuclear ribonucleoprotein M. Bases 41 to 2266 code for a protein of 741 amino acids. The record is from RefSeq and is a predicted model, not a curated record. Gene Ontology annotation, cellular component: nucleus; post-mRNA release spliceosomal complex; cytoplasm. Gene Ontology annotation, biological process: regulation of mRNA stability involved in response to oxidative stress; alternative mRNA splicing, via spliceosome. The transcript is spliced from 16 exons. NCBI's taxonomy places the organism in Eukaryota, Metazoa, Chordata, Amphibia, Anura, Pelobatidae. Gene Ontology annotation, molecular function: mRNA binding.